This is a messenger RNA of Westerdykella ornata, 518 nucleotides long. RefSeq lists its product as uncharacterized. The transcript has a single exon. NCBI's taxonomy places the organism in Eukaryota, Fungi, Ascomycota, Dothideomycetes, Pleosporales, Sporormiaceae. Bases 115 to 486 code for a protein of 123 amino acids. The record is from RefSeq and is a predicted model, not a curated record.
AUUUGCUUUUGUCCCGAAGGACGUGUUGGGUGCGUGAGAAUUUGACGGCAAGGAUUGUGUGCAUCGAGGUAGGGAUGGCAUUGUCUGAAAAAAGUCUGGUGAGUGUUGUGAUUCAUGACAUGCUUAACAGAAGGCUCUGCGGAUGGGAGUUGGAUACGACUUUUGCUUCCUCAUUAUCUUCUCGAUGGGUCGCGACGAGUUCACUAUCUGCUGCAUUUCCGGUGGUACUUCUUCCUCUUGCAUUUGUGGGCGUGCAUACAGCGUCUUUUCCUUUUCCUUUUCCUUUUCCUUUUUUUUCGUUUUCCUCUUUUCAGCUUUCUUGACGAUUUAUGGUCAUGCGCUCUUGGGGUUGCACUCUGCGGACUACGACGUUGUAUGAAUGUCCACACUGGAAACACUGAUCACGUCUCUUCCUUUAUACAUUGGAUAUCGUACAAAUCGCCUUUUGGCCAUGUGCUUUGCCGACUUCGCACAUUCAUCCUCUGAAUCCAACCCGGCACAUCUCUUCGCUCUUCCUC